Vanrija pseudolonga is the source of this 996-nucleotide messenger RNA. RefSeq lists its product as uncharacterized. NCBI's taxonomy places the organism in Eukaryota, Fungi, Basidiomycota, Tremellomycetes, Trichosporonales, Trichosporonaceae. The coding region runs from base 274 to 996 and encodes 240 amino acids. The transcript has 2 exons. The record is from RefSeq and is a predicted model, not a curated record.
UGUGCGCGUAGUUCGGUGCCGACGAGCACGGCGAAACGUCACGUUUGGAGCGAUAACGGUCAAGCUGUGCUGCUGAAGGUACAGCCUCGCGGGGUAUAAACAAUAAGAGCCGGCGACGGGCAUCGACCCCCUCCCACCUUCAUUCCUCGACUCGACUCCCCGUCCUCCCUCUUCCCACUCCCCCAUUCUCAAUGAACCAACGCGCAACAGCGUGCAAGUACACCCAACACACCAACACCGACACCUAAGCACACCACCAGCUUCAACAGACACAUGCCCCCCGAGGCCUGGGGACCGGGCCCGCCGACGCCCCCAGCUACACCGGACGCUACCCCGUUCCGCGUGCCCCCCUUUGCUGUCCGCGAUGCGGACGUGAAGAAGAUGUCCCGCGCCGCGGCGUUUGACGCCCGGCGCGAGAUCGACAGCAUCAAGACGUUCAUCCAGACCCGCAUGGCCGCUGGACACGGCGAGCGUGCCGUCCGUCGUGCGCUGCAGGCGAUGCAGGCCGAGAUGAUGGCCCGUGCGGCCGCCAUCACCGACGCACUGGUGUGGAUGGAGGAGCAGGCCGAGAUCGCCGAGCUCGAGGAGGCGCAGGCCAAAGUGCCCGCCCCGCCGCCGCCGUACGUGGACAAGGCGCCGGGGUACGAUGUGCCGUCUGCACCAGAGCCGGCGCCGGCGCCUGUACCCAUCACAGCCCCCCAGAUUGUGAUCACGCCACCUGCGCCCACAGCCGAGGGACAGCAGGUCCCCGCGCGUGUCUCGGCCCACGCCCACGCUGAAGACGAGUUCGUCCGCGCCUCGGCCAUGCGCGAGGUCGAAGCCCGUCUCGCGGACAUGGAGAUCCGCGAGCGCGCUAUGGAGCGGCGUCUCGGCGCGCGCGCCUCAGAUCCGCGCUUUGCCAAACUUCGUGAAGAGGUAGAAAUGAUAAAGGACCGCGUGGCGGAGAUGGCUGCCAAGGAGAAGAAGCGGCGGUGGGGUCGAAGUCGUCGACCAUGA